This is a messenger RNA of Cajanus cajan (pigeon pea), 2542 nucleotides long. It is a transcript of the gene VIP5, whose product is annotated as plus-3 domain-containing protein. Gene Ontology annotation, cellular component: Cdc73/Paf1 complex. Gene Ontology annotation, molecular function: DNA binding; RNA polymerase II C-terminal domain phosphoserine binding. Lineage: Eukaryota; Viridiplantae; Streptophyta; Magnoliopsida; Fabales; Fabaceae. The record is from RefSeq and is a predicted model, not a curated record.
GCGGGUGUUAAGUGACAAAAGCAACUGGUUGUUCCAGUGCUUCUCUUGUAUUCUGGUGGUUCCACGCACUUGUUUUCUCUAUCUACAUUUCCGAAUUUGAAGAAGUCAAUCCCAUUCAGCUGUCGUCUUUAUCUUUCAUACCAUAUUGUCGAAGGUGGUGAAAUUCAUUUCCACUGUAGCUUCCUAUAGCAUCUUUUGGGUUCUUGUGGUGUAUGCAGGAUCGGAUUUAAGUUUAAGCUGGGACAAUUAUGGCGGAUUUGGAGAAUUUGCUUUUGGAGGCUGCGGGGAGAACUGGUACAGCUGGGAGAAACCGGCAUUCUCUUCCACCUUCAAGGAGACGUCAUGAUGGUGCUUAUUCAGAUGGUGGGAGUGAUUCUAGGGAUGAUGAUUCAGAUGAUGAGCCCAAUUAUGCCAGCAGAAAGCCCUCUGGUUCACAAGUUCCUUUGAAGAAAAGGUUAGAUCCAACGGAAAGAGAUGAUGAUUUGGGCAGUCAGGAAGAAGGAGAUGAUGAUGAUGGUCGCAGUGAUCAUGAUGGCGACAGCAGUGAUGAAUCAAAUAUUGGUGAUGAUCUCUACAAGGAUGAGGAUGACAGGCGAAAGCUUUCUGAGAUGACUGAACUUCAAAGAGAGAUGAUUUUAUCGGAUAGGGCUACCAAAAAGGAUGAUAAAAAUUUAUUGGGGAAGAUAGCAUCUAAGCGUGAGAAAGGAAAGGUAGCAGUGCCCAGAAAACAGUCUCCACCUAUGUCAUCAUCACGCAUGCGUGCAUCAGCCAGAUCUGCUGACAGGUCAGCCAAGAAUGAUGCACUAAAUGAAUUGCGUGCAAAGCGAUUGAAACAGCAAGAUCCAGAAGCUCACCGCAGACUGAGAGAGGCAUCAAGAAAUGCAGGGCCUCGGCAGUUUUCUCCACCAAAGCGCAAACAGUUCACAUCAACAAGUCUCAGUAGUUCCAGCCACAGUGAGAGUGAAAGUAGGUCCCACAGUGAUGAUGAAGGAUCAACUGGGGAUGGAGGAAUUGCUGACAGUGAUGACGAUAGGGCAUUAGCUGGGUCUGAGGGUCCAUCAUUUCAGGAUAUAAAGGAAAUAACUAUUCGCAGAUCAAAACUUGCCAAAUGGUUUAUGGAGCCUUUCUUUGAGGAUUUAAUAGUUGGCUGCUUUGUCAGAGUGGGAAUUGGUAGAUCAAAAUCUGGACCUAUAUACCGACUCUGCAUGGUGAAAAAUGUUGAUGCUUCAGAACCUGAUCGACAGUAUAAAUUAGAAAAUAAAACUACAUACAAGUAUUUGAAUGUUGUUUGGGGAAAUGAAAGUUCUGCUGCUAGGUGGCAAAUGGCUAUGGUUAGUGACUCUGCCCCACUUGAAGAGGAGUUCAAACAGUGGGUUAAGGAAGUAGAUCGCAGUGGUGGCCGGAUGCCAAGUAAACAAGAUGUGUUAGAAAAAAAACAAGCUAUACAAAAAGCCAUCACAUUUGUCUAUUCAGCAGCUACUGUGAAGCAGAUGUUACAAGAGAAAAAGUCUGCCUCAAUAAGACCACUAAAUGUUGCUGCUGAGAAGGAUCGGCUGAGGAGGGAAUUGGAAAUAGCACAAAGUAAGCAUGAUGAUGCAGAAGUGGAGAGGAUCAAGACAAGACUGCUAGAAUUAGAGGCAUCCAGACAAGCAAAGCAGAAGGAUGCCAAGGCAUUGAAGCUGGCUGAGAUGAAUAGGAAAAACAGGUUUGAGAACUUCAAGAAUGCUUCUGAAUUGAAGCCGGUGAAUACAGGUUUGAAAGCAGGGGAGGCAGGUUAUGAUCCAUUUUCCAGGAGAUGGACUAGAUCAAGGAAUUACUAUGCUUCAAAACCUGGUGAAAAGGCUGCAGCUGCAAACAAUAGUGUCAAUGGCAUAGUGGCUGGUGCUGGCAGCAAUGGAACUGGAGCACCAGUGACAGCGGAGGCUGGGAUGGUGGCUACCGCUGCUGCCUUGGAAGCUGCUGCAGAUGCUGGGAAGUUAGUGGAUACAAGUGCUCCUGUGGAUCAAGGGACAGAGUCAAAUGUGCUGCACAAUUUUGAGCUGCCAAUUUCAUUAGCAUUACUUCAAAAGUUUGGUGGGUCUCAAGGAGCUCAGGCAGGAUUUAUGGCUAGAAAACAAAGAAUAGAAGCAACAGUUGGAUUUAGAGUCUUGGAAAAUGAUGGAAGGAGGCAUGCGUUGACACUGACAGUUAGUGAUUACAAAAGAAGAAGAGGGCUUCUUUGAAAUUGUUUCUGCUCUUGCAGUAUGCCAUUGCCACUUGAGGUAAGUUCAGGGUUCUUUGAGCCAAAGAUGGUUUGUGUUGUCUGUAAUAUUAUGUAUCUUUGAAUUUUUAAGGGGUCAUGUUUCCAUGUAUUUUUUAUUCCUGAUGCUCAAACAUUAAAGAAUAGACAUUUGAUAAAUGUUAGUGAAGAAUGUGUGUAAUUUAACAAUUUAACAAUGAUAUUUAGCCAGGUUGUUGGAAGUUAAAGAGAGCAUGAUAAAUGCACUGAAAAUCUGCUAUCAUGGUGAAAUAUUCAAAGAGAAUAUCUUUCAUCUUGAGUUGA